Gordionus sp. m RMFG-2023 is the source of this 1779-nucleotide messenger RNA. RefSeq names its product pre-mRNA-processing factor 19-like. Bases 43 to 1584 code for a protein of 513 amino acids. Gene Ontology annotation, cellular component: U2-type catalytic step 1 spliceosome; Prp19 complex; cytoplasm. The record is from RefSeq and is a predicted model, not a curated record. Gene Ontology annotation, molecular function: protein binding; ubiquitin protein ligase activity. The transcript is spliced from 8 exons. NCBI's taxonomy places the organism in Eukaryota, Metazoa, Nematomorpha, Gordioida, Chordodea, Parachordodidae. Gene Ontology annotation, biological process: mRNA splicing, via spliceosome; DNA repair; protein ubiquitination.
UCAUUCUGUAAAUUUUAAAUUCAAUUUUUUUUCAAAUUCAAAAUGUCUUUAGUAUGUGCUAUUACUAAUGAAAUACCCGAAAUUCCAGUUUUAUCACCAGUUUCAGGAUGUAUUUUUGAAAGAAGAAUUAUAGAAAAAUAUUUGAGCGAAAAAGAAGUUGACCCAAUCAAUGGCGAAAUUUUAACUUCAGACAUGUUAAUCGAAGUUAAAACUACCAGUAAUUCUUCAUCCCUUAUUGUUAAACCACGUCCACCUUCUGCAACAAGUAUUCCAGCACUUUUGAAAUCUUUACAGGACGAAUGGGAUGCUUUGAUGCUUCAUAGUUUUACUAUUAGGCAACAAUUACAAACAACUAGACAAGAAUUAUCACAUGCCUUAUACCAACAUGAUGCUGCAUGCAGAGUUAUAGCAAGAUUGAAUAAAGAAGUAGCUGCUGCACGUGAAGCUUUAGCUACUCUGAAACCUCAGGUCCAAGCUAUCCCGGCAGCUAUUAGCAUUCAGAAUAUGGAAGAAGAAGUUAGUGAAAAGGGAAAAGAAGACUUAGAAGGAAUGACAGAAAAGGUUAUACAAAAAUUGCAAGACAGAGCUGCUAUUUUAACUUCAGAAAGGAAAAAACGUUUAAAGACUAUGCCAGAAGAUUUAACCAAGCCAGAUACGAUUAAAACCUUCAAACAAACAUCAAGCCAUCUUGGAUUGCAUAGUGCCAGUGACCCAGGCAUAUUAUGCCUAGAUAUUUCUAUUUUAGACCCUUCAAAAGUUGUGACUGGUGGAAAUGAUAAGAAUGCUGUUAUUUUUGAUAGUCAAUCAAAUCAAGUCAUAGCAACUUUUAAAGGUCACACCAAAAAGGUAUCUUCAACUAUAUACCACAAUGAAAGAGAUUGCAUCAUCACUGCUUCCUGGGACAAAACUAUUAGAAUUUGGGAUGUUCCUAAUGAGAAUUGUGUCAAGAUUAUUAAAGCUCAUCUAGCUCCUAUCACUGGCAUCUCGUUACACCCUACUGGGGACUAUAUAUUGAGUAGUUCUUUGGAUGAAACAUGGGCAUUUUCGGAUAUAAAUAGCAGCGGAAAAAUUGUUUGCAAAGUUAAAGACUCAACGCCAUUAACAUGUAUUCAAUUUCACCCUGACGGUCUUAUAUUUGGCGCUGGAGGCCAAGACGCCAUCAUCAAAAUUUGGGAUUUGAAGGAAAAAUCUAACGUGGCAAAUUUCCCUGGACAUAGUGGUCCAAUAUCUGCUCUUUCCUUUUCAGAAAACGGUUAUUAUUUGGCCACCUCUGCCGACGACAGUCUCAUUAAGCUUUGGGAUCUGAGGAAAUUGAAGAACUUCAAGACCAUUAGUUUACUCGAGAAUGAGGAGGAUGUUAAGUAUGACAUAAAGUGCCUCUCAUUCGACAGCUCGGGCAAUUACUUAGCCGUAGCAGGUAAUGACGUCAGAAUCUAUUUGGCUAAGCAAUGGAAUUUACUAGCCAAUUUUUCGAAUCCCGGCACCGAGAAAGCUCACAUUAACACUGGUGUUAAAUUCGGGCCAAACGCUUCUUUCCUUGCUUCUACUGGCAUGGAUAGAGCUUUACGAUUUUACUCAACUUAAUAUACAUUUAUUUGUAAGCAUUAUAAUCUACAUGACAUUAUGUCGUUUUAAUUAGAUGUAUACAAUUUUACAUUGAUCAUAAAACAUGAAUGUUUCAAAUUUUAUGGGUUUUUUAAACAAUAUUUUAUUUUAUUUUUAUUAUUUCAAUUCAUAUCUUCAUAAUAGUGUAUAUUGGAAAAUAAAUUUAUAUUAUAA